CCUAUAACUCACAAUCAGAAGGCUACAAUGGCAGCCUCUCCAGUGGUUGGAUCCUUUGUGGCUGGGGACUAUGCUGUCUUUGCUCUGAUGCUGCUGGUGUCUGCAGCCAUCGGGGUGUACUAUGCCAUCGUCGGAAGGGGCCAGAGCAGCUCCAGAGAGUUUCUGAUGGGGGGCCAGAGUAUGACAGCCGUACCUGUGGCUUUGUCCCUGACUGCCAGCUUCAUGUCGGCUAUCACAGUGCUGGCCACCCCAGCCGAAGUGUACCGAUACGGGGCAAGCUAUGGCCUCUUCAGCCUCUCCUAUGUGCUGGUGGUGGUGGUCAGCUCAGAGGUCUUCCUCCCUGUCUUCUACAGGCUGGGCAUCACAAGUACAUAUGAGGUGAGAAUCAAUCCACUCUGUUGAGUUGAGUUAUGUUCUAUUCAACAGAAAUAGUAUAACAUGUUUGGUAGAGAUUAGCCAGAGUAAUUGCAAUGCAAAUUCUAAGCAAUUCUAAAUCCCUGAAAUAAAUAUCUUGGGGGUCAUAAAGUUUUGUUCAAAGUGACCAAUUGACCAACGCAAUCUAUUCAGGAAAUAAAAUACUGACCAAAUUUUGUAAUCUUUCUAUAAAACAAACAGAUUGCUGUUUCAGGUAAAAGUCAUAGUAGUCACGGUUCCAUUACUUAAUAUCUCUGCACAUGUCCAUUCCUUAGUCUUGUUGAGAUGCUGAUGAUUAGAUUAUGAUUAUGAUUCAAAGAGCUCAAAUAUGAGUCAGUAUUUUAUCUUCAUCAGCUGACUGAAACAAUCCUGGCACAGUCGUGUCAUCUUAUCCUCUGGCUGAAUAUACUCUUGCUUUGUCUUUUGGGCUUCACACAUGAACUAAUGUAAUUGUCCUUUCCAUGUGAAAUGUAACAGAAAAGUGUCAUAUUUCAUUAUUUCUAAAUGUUUUCUCUUCAUUGUCAUCAUUCUGCAGUAUCUGGAGAUACGGUUCAACAGAGCCACCCGUCUGUUAGGGACAGUGAUGUUCAUUGUUCAGACUGUGAGUACCUUAUCACAACACUCUCCCCCCUCCAUACUAUGAAUUACAUGAACAUGAGAACAACCCUUGUACUACAGGUGAUUAUAAGAGCCACAUCUUAUGUCUCUCUGUCUCACAGAUACUCUACACGGGUAUAGUCAUUUAUGCUCCAGCUCUGGCAUUAAACCAAGGUGCAGUAGUCUCUAAAAGUAAUAAAAUAAUUUAAUUUCAAGCCCCAUCGGCAUUGAGUGCACUUGAAACCACUCCUCUGCUAAAUGAUGUCAAUCUCUCUAGCUUUUCCUUUCUGCAUCUCUCUUUUUCCGUCUCUCUCCAGUGACUGGGAUGGAUCUCUGGGGUGCUGUCAUUUCAACAGGAGUGGUCUGCACCUUUUACUGCACUAUGGUACUGGACAGACAGUGAUGUCAAUAAAUAAUGCUAUAAACAUUUAUUUUAUUAACAUUUAUCCCCUGAUGUAAGGGAAAUACAGAUGGAGGUUAGAUUGAGACAUGAUUUGUGUAGCACUGUGUGGUGACCUUUGACCCAUAUAUUUAACAUGGCUGGGUGUGUAUUCUGACAGGGCGGUCUGAAGGCGGUGGUGUGGACGGACGUGUUCCAGGUGGGCAUCAUGGUGGCAGGCUUCCUAUCUGUCAUCAUCAGAGCCGUGGUCCUGCAGGGAGGAGUCUCCAACAUCCUCAACCACGCAGAGUUCGGAGGACGACUCAACUUCUGGGAGUGAAUAGAUUGUCAUGUAGAUUAUAGAUGUAAAAGAGCAGGAGAAGAGUCUGCACCUGGACUUUGUGGAGUAUUUUGGUGCAAAAUACAGUAUAAGACAUUGCAAAAGGGUGUACUGAAUGUCUCUCUCUCUCUUUCUCUUUCUCUUUCUCUCUCUGUUUCUGUCUCUGUCUCUGUCUCUGUCUCUGUCUCUGUCUCUGUCUCUGUCUCUGUCUCUGUCUCUGUCUCUGUCUCUGUCUCUAUCUCUCCUUUGUAGCUUUGAUGCUAGUCCACUGAGGAGGCACACCUUCUGGACAAUCACGUUUGGAGGCACGUUUGUCUGGACCAGUAUCUACGGGAUCAACCAAGCCCAGGUGCAGAGAUACAUCUCCUGCAAAUCCAUGAUUCACGCCAAAAUGUGAGUCAUGAUCUUCCUGGAAGGAUAGAGUAGAGCAUGAAGAUCUAUUUCUUGUUCAGCCCCAGUGUUUAAAGUGGAACUGACAGCAUUUUAGUAACAUGAAAUCUUAUUAAAAUCUGUUUAAAUACACCCCCAGGAAGAACAUGACACUUUCGGGAAAAUAAUCUGACAAGCGAGCAAUUUUAACGUUUUCAUAAAUUCUUAGAAUGUUUGAGAAUUACGUAUACUAAGGCAUUUGUGAAAAUUCUAUAGAAAUAUAGAGUGGGAAAGCGGCAGAGCGUUUGGACAAUUAAUAGACACUGCAGUAAAUAAAAUCUAAUAACAACAUCUGUCUCGUCCAAGACCGGAGUCUACACAGACCAGUGCGCAAUAUCCAAUCAGAGCUACAGUAGGCCUUUAUACAAACAAGCCAUUUGCCACAAGGGCCCGCCAUCAUUCACUUUGAACUAGACUGUGUGUGUACCAGUGGUGGAAAAAGUACCCAAUUGUCAUACUUGAGUAAAAGUAAAAAUACCUUAAUAGAAAAUGACUCAAGUAAAAGUGAAAGUAACCAAGUAAAAACCUACUUGAGUAAAAGUCUAAAAGUAUUUGGUUUUAAAUAUACUUAAGUAUCAAAAGUAAACCAGACGGUACGAUUUUCUUGAUUUUAAAAUUUAGGGAUAGCCAGGGGCACACUCCAACACACAUAAUUUACAAACAAAUACUUUGUGUUUAGUGAGUCCUCCAGAUCAGAGCCAAUAGGGAUGACCUGGGAUGUGAAUUGGACCAUUUCCUGUCCUGCUAAGCAUUCAAAAUGUAACAAGUACUUUUGCGUGUCAGGGAAAAUGUAUUGAAGUAAAAGUAAAGUAGUCAAAAAAUAGAAAUAUUAAAGUACAGAUACCUCCAAAAAACUACUUAAGUAGUACUUUAAAGUAUUUUUGCUUAAGUACUUUACACCGCUGGUGUUUACAGGCAGUUGGAACAGUGCAACUUUAGAUUGUUAACUAGAACGCAUUCGCCAAAAGCCACAAAAUACACCUGAAUGGAUUUCUGCAAAUAUGUAAACACCACGGGAGUCCUCUUACAUUUGGGAACUUUACAGUCCUAUUGAUCAAACAACCAUGAGAAGGUAGUCUCUCUCUCCCUCAGUUAUGCACAUCAACAACAACAGGCCUCAGUAUGCACAUCAACAACAACAAGAUCAACAACUAAUGCUAGCCAGAGCAAGACAAGCUCAAAUCUAACAAAGGAACAUUAGAUAAACCCUCUCAAACUUUUUCAGCUAGUUGGCUGUCAAAAUUACACUGAUAAACGAUGGGGAAGUGUAGCCUACUUGUCCUUCUGAUAAAACACCUUCUCUCUCUCCCGCCCCGUUCUCUCUCUCUUUCUCUCUAUCUCUCUCUCUUUCUCUCUCUCUGUAUUCUCUUCCAGGUCUCUCUACAUAAACCUAUUAGGACUGUGGGUCAUCAUGCUGUGUUCUGUGUUUGCGGGGCUGUGUCUGUACUCCGUCUACAAGCACUGUGACCCCUGGACAGCAGGCAUGGUGUCUGCUCCAGAUCAGGUUGAGGACACAAACCAGGAAAUAACACUUUAAUAAAAACCGCAGGUUGACGUUUAUUGGGAUGAGUCUUGUCCUGGAGGCAGAACUGAGCGAUUUCUGCUAGAUGGGCCAGGUUAGGAUUAGGUAUUAGGGUAAGCAGUGUGGUUAAUGUUAGGGUUAAGAUUUUAUGACAGAUUUUGUGGCUGCGCCAGCUAGUGGCCACUCUGUAGAGCUGCCACCAGAACAAGAUUCAUGACAAAAAACGCUAACCUGCAUAAAUACCAGGCACUGUCAAUAUUACUAUUCUGCCAGACUGCCACUUUACAGAUAUAUUUUCUAAAAUAUUUGUUUAAACUGAUAACAUUCACAGCCACUAAGUGUAACCACCUUAAACUGUUUUUUCCCCUCGUCGGCCACACAUCCAGAUUGUUCCCAGGAAAAAUAUCCAAAAUAACCCAAACCCAGUGGUACCACUCAGACAGACACUGACCAGCCCUCUUUCUCUGUACAGCUGAUGCCAUAUAUGGUGCUGGACAUCCUGAGAGACUACCCUGGAGUACCAGGAUUGUUUGUGGCAGCAGCCUACAGUGGGACGCUAAGGUUACCAUUCCCAUCUAAUACUUUAUCUUAAAUUUGAUCAUUGCUACUGUUUAUAAUGUUAGUAUGUUACAUUGUUAUAUGUCUACUAGAUUAAGUACCCUUUUGUUACUAUUUGUACUGUAUGCAAUAUCUCAAAGUUCAUAAUAUCACUACUAUGACUUAAUAUUUACUCUCUCAGCCUAUGGUGGGACACAAAGAUGACUAUUUCCAUAGCACUCACAAACACUGUAUACAGGUUUUAUUAAUGUUUAUAAUGUUAUUUUACAUCAUGUUAUAUUUCUAGGUAAAUAAUGGCACUAUAUUUGCUCUCUCUUGUCCACAGUACGGUAUCGUCCAGUGUCAAUGCUCUGGCUGCCGUGACUAUUGAAGAUCUGAUCAAGCCGUACACACACAUGUCAGAGAAACACCUGUCCUGGAGCUCUAAAGGCCUCAGUGAGUGUCUAAUAUCAAUAGGUGUCUUUGCAUUUACCACAGAGCUCAGAGAGUUUAAUGAUAUAUUCAUCUUCCUAUUGAUAUAUUCUUGCUGAUAUUAGAAAUGAAUAAACCAUGAUUUAUCAUGAUUUUAUCUGCUAUCCCUAUGAUCCAUUCUAGGCUUUCUGUAUGGGGCUCUCUGUAUUGGAAUGGCUGGCAUAGCCUCACUAAUGGGAGGUCUGCUGCAGGUAUACGAUACAACAAAAGGAGUAUGUACUUCUACAUAAAAUGUGUUCAGUCUUGAGGUACGCAACUCUAAAAUAUGUCUCUGUCUCCCCCUGUAGGCAGCUAUCAGUAUCUUUGGGAUCAUCGGAGGGCCUUUACUGGGUCUCUUCUCACUGGGGAUCCUCUGUCCAUACGCUAAUGCCACAGUCAGUGCAGUCUCUUUAACAAAAGCAGGAUUAUAAGCAUACAACCAAGCUAACUAUUAGCUAAUCUCUCUGAAAGUUGAUGUUGAAGUGUUGAUGUGUUCUAUCUGUGUGUUCUGUGCUGCAGGGGGGCUUGGCUGGUCUGCUCUCUGGGCUGGUUAUGUCUCUGUGGGUGGGGAUAGGGGCCCAGUUUUACCCUCCUCUACCAGAGCAGAGCAGGCCUCUAGGUCUGACCACACAUGGUUGUAACUUCACAACCGCAGCCGACGCGUUCAACUGGACCGCAUCCCCAACAGAACCAAGCCUAUACACUACGGUACUACAGCAAAAUACAGCAGAGAGGUAAGUUGUGGGCUUCAGUAUCUUUGGUUAAGGACAGGUCACACUUUUGCUGUAGGGAACAAGUAUGUUAGGAGCCUUGUCAUGUUAAAAUAGCGAACUGCUUCAGCUGUAAACAAUAUAUGCAACGUUAUAGCUGUUGGAUGCCACUAUGUUUGUCUCAUCUACAGACCCUUCCUGGCUGAUACCUGGUACUCCCUGUCCUAUCUCUACUUCAGUCCUAUUGGGACACUUACAACACUGGCUGUUGGACUUGUGGUCAGUCUACUUUCAGGUACUCUUUCCCAAAUGGUAGUGUUUCUUCUUGCCAUAUUUCAUGUCUAAUUAACAUAUUUAUUUUACACUAAAAUGUGUCUCUUUCCAGGGGGUAUGAAGCUGAAGUUGGAACCAAGGGUGACUUUGAUGAAAGAAGAUACAAUGUUAUUUUGCUUUUACAAGCACUUUAAAGAAAGGGUAAGUGAUAUGUGUGUUUUCAAUAAAUAACCUCCAAGACGUUCUCUCUUCCAACCACUUUCCUGUAUUAAUUUAGCUCUCAUCCAUACCUAGGCCAUGAGACGAGCAGGAAAGCUGGACCUCACAAAGAACAGAGAGAAGAAAUUUGGAAACAAUAACCCCGGCUUCGGCAACGUCCACGAGUUGGAUUUCACAAAGAGCAGUCUUCCAUAA
Messenger RNA from Coregonus sp. 'balchen', 6086 nucleotides. Lineage: Eukaryota; Metazoa; Chordata; Actinopteri; Salmoniformes; Salmonidae. The record is from the annotation of a GenBank genome assembly.